AUGGUGAUCACUAGUAAUGAUGCCAAUCGCAUCAAUUGGCUCAUUACUAAACGUGGUCAGGAAUUCUCCAUCAAAGACUUGGGGUUCCUUCACCAUCUCCUUCGUAUUGAAGUUCACCGUCGUCAGCAUGUCCUCUUUCUUUGCCAACAACGAUAUGCUGAGGAAAUUCUUAGUCGUGCCUCUAUGAAGUCAUGCAAACCAAUCUCUACUCCCAUGCCUGAAAAAGGACGACACUUAUCAGUUACAAUGAUGCUAUAUCUUGAUCUAUCUCAAUAUAGAAGCAUAGUGGGAGCUCUUCAGUACUUAACAUUCACCAAACCAGACCUUUCCUUUAGUGUCAACUUUGCCUACCAAUUCAUGCAUGCUCCUACUAUAGGUCAUUACAAGAUGGUCAAACGCAUUCUUUGCUAUGUUCGUGGCACCACUACCUUUGGGAUAAACAUUCAUAAAUCAAGCACCCUUGACUUGUAUGGAUUCUCUGAUGCAGAUUGGGCUGGCUGCCUAAUCACUAGGCGAUACACAAUUGAUUUUUGUACCUUUCUAGGUGGCAAUUGCAUUUCUUGGAGUGCCAAGAAACAAUUCACAGUAGCCCGCUCGAGUGCUGAACCUGAAUAUCGAGCUAUGGCCUCCAUUGCAGCAUAA
Messenger RNA from Quercus robur (English oak), 642 nucleotides. RefSeq lists its product as uncharacterized. Lineage: Eukaryota; Viridiplantae; Streptophyta; Magnoliopsida; Fagales; Fagaceae. Bases 1 to 642 code for a protein of 213 amino acids. The transcript has a single exon. The record is from RefSeq and is a predicted model, not a curated record.